AUGACUGCAAUCAUCACUCCAAUGGACAUCAAUGAUGACGAAGAUACAUUAUCUGACACUGAUACUUGGAUCUAUAACGAUCAAGAUAUUGAUUUAUCAGAUUAUGAGAUAAACGAUAAUAAUUGGCGAUAUAUCUUUCAAGAAACAUUAAAUGAUGUGCAUGAUAAUAAAUUAGAUGAUGGUGCUCGAACACUUCUAUUCGAUAGUCCAUGUAAAAUUCGUAUAAAAAAACUUGGAGAUACACCUUAUACAUUUCCAUUAUCGAAUACACUUUGUUCUCGAAUUAUUUGUGAACAUGGUAUACCAUUAUCUCUAUCAAAUAAAUAUGAUUUUUGUGGUACAAAAAUUGUUAAUACAGCAUGGCAAAUUGAUCAUAAUUCUAUUGAUUUUCCUCUUCCAUUUUCAGCUGCUGUUCGAGCAAGUACAUUUGAACAACUUCAUUUAAAUACAUCAGAUCUAAAUGCACAUUUUGAUUUAAAUCUACAUAAACUUAUCAUAUUUGGUUCAUGUCCACAUACAAAAAUUUAUAAUUUUGAUGAUAAACUUUUCAUUUAUCAUGCUACUAUACUUGUUUUUUUACCUUCACAUUAUACAGGUGGUAAUUAUCGAUUUAUAGAUGAUAAUAUUGAUGAAGAUGAUACUCAUAGAUAUAUUUUUAAUCAACAUGAAUCAAAUAAUUCAAAACCUUUUAUUCUUGUUGUACCAUCGGAUUGUCAACAUGAAAUUGAAUCAAUUGAAAAAGGAUUUAAACUUCUACUUGUUUAUCAUCUUAUUUCAAAAACAAAUUCAAUUCAUCAAUUCUAUUCUCUUCUAUCAAAUUCAAAUUAUGAAUUAAUGAAUAUUGAAAAUAUUUUUCUAAUUCAACGUAUUAAACGUAUAUUUACUUAUUGGGAAAAAAAUCUUGAUAAAAUGCCAAAUAAACUUAUUAUUCCUUUUCAACAUUCAUUAGAUUAUUCACCAUAUUUUUCAAUUCUAUUUCGUGAUAAAUAUCGAAUAACAUUUGAACUAAUUAUAAAAGCUAUGAAAUAUUUAUCUUCAUUUUUGAUUUAUUCAGCUAUUUUUCAAUAUGAUAAAUCAUUGGUUAAUAGAUCUAAUUCAAGAUUUUUUAUUCAUGAUCUUAAAUUAUUAAAUCCAACUAAUGAAAUAACACUUGAUUUAAAUUCACAACAUGAACGUACAGUUAUACCUAAUGAAUUUCUUGGUGAACUUCAUAUUUAUGUCGAUGCAUUUGAACAAGGUGUUAGUCAACAACAACUUCUCAAUAAUGAUAAUAUAAUAUUUCGUAAUAAUAAUACAAAAUAUUAUGUUCUUGUUCUAAUUCCUUAUCAAUAUCAAUGGGAUUUAUUACUUGAUGAUCAUUCAUUUGCAUAUCAUCAUUUAUCUUAUAUGUUUUCUUUACCAACAAAUUCAUUAAAUAAUUUAUGUUUAGAUUUAUUUGAUUGUAUUCUUCGUGAUAAAAUUCAUUCGAUAUAUUCAUUUGAUAAACUUAUUUAUUAUAUUAUACUUCUUCGUAAUCGUUUUGGUUUAACAUCAAAAAUAAUUCAAUUAAUUAAAAUUCUUUUUCAAAAUAAACAAUUUAAAGAUGAAUUAUUUUCUAAUAAUAAUAAUCUUAAUUAUUGGGUAAAUCGUUUAGUUGAGUCAUUUUCUAAUUGGUCAAUGUUUUCAAUAGAAUUUUUAAAUUUAUUUCGUAAAAUAAUUAGUUUAUCAAUGGCAACAAAACUCAAUGAAAUUAUACAAUUUUUAUUACAAUUUUCAAAUAAAAUCUUACAAACUUUAUUUAUUAAUAUUUUACUUCGAUAUAUAUUUAAACCACGAGCAUAUUCAAGACAUAUUUCAUUAUCAACAUUAUGUUCAAUUUUUCAUUUAUUAAUUAUUGAUGGUUCAUAUUCAAAUGAUUCUUUAUUUAUUCUUGCUUAUAAUAUUAUAAAACGUAUAAGAAAAACUUCAUCUGAAAAUGAAAUUAUUGAAAAAUAUUUUAAAAUUCAUUUAAUACCAAUGCUUAUUAAUAUAUAUCGUGAUAAACAACAUAAUUCAAAUAAUUCAUUAUCACCUGCAUUUAUUCUUAUUUAUGAAUAUUGUUUAAAUACUUUAAAUUAUUAUUGUUCAUCAACAUUAUCAUCUUCAUCUUCAUUAAAUAUUAUUUCAAUUAAUGAAGCAUUAUUAAUAUGUCCAUGUACAUCAUGUGCUCGUUUACAAAUGUUUUUAAUUGAUUCGAAAAGUUCAACAUUAAUAUUUGAUUUAUCAUCAACAUUAAUACCUGAUCAUUGUCUUCGUUAUACACUUAGUAAAUUUCCAAUGUUAUCAAUUGAAUAUAAACAUGAUCCAUGUACAGGUCGUGAACAAACUUUAAUUAUAUCGAAAUGUGCAUAUGAACAAGAACAGAAACAACUAUGUUUUCAUCUUCGACGUUUAUUAAUGAACUUACAUAGAAUAUAA
Messenger RNA from Rotaria sordida, 2436 nucleotides. The record is from the annotation of a GenBank genome assembly. NCBI's taxonomy places the organism in Eukaryota, Metazoa, Rotifera, Eurotatoria, Philodinida, Philodinidae.